AUGAUAGACGCAGAGAAUGUUCAGGAUGUGUUACGGACGGAUCUAACGACCGCCAUCCCUGAUUCAAUUCGAUCCAAGAUCGUUUCAUUGCCUCCUUUUAUUACAGUUCCAGGCGUGUCGAAUUUUCGUGACUUGAGUCACGAUACUAAACUACGCCCAGGCUUCGUAUAUCGCGCUGGGAAUCUAUCAGAUAUCAGUGACGAGGGCAAAGAAGUCAUUUCAAAAGACUUAGGUGUCACCACAAUCUUUGAUCUCCGCAAUUCCAGCGAAAGAGAGCGAGCGCCCAGCCCAGACAUACCUGGGACAGUCACAAUAUGGGAGCCUUAUGGCCAUAGACCUGCGUCCAUCAAUCUUCGCGACUUUGCAAAAGAGGACUACGGGAUCACGGGCUUCGAGAAGAUGUACACGGGGAUCCUCGAUGCCUCGCAGCCGAUUCUCACCCAUAUUUUCACCCAUAUCCGGGAUGAGCCCAACGAUCCAUUCAUCUACCAUUGUUCGGCCGGGAAAGACCGAACAGGUGUUGUGUCAGCUCUCAUCUUACUCCUCGUUGGUCAUAGCCAUGAGGAAAUCGUGGACGACUACAUGUUCACCCGUGUCGCCCUGGAGGAAGCACGGGAAAACCUAACGGCGGCCCUCGCCAUGGGCUCUGGGACUGACCAUCUGAGCCCUGAGGCUAUGGGGAUGAUCCAGCUCAGUGGAGUGUCGGCCAAAGCCAUGGCUACAUUUCUAGACACCUUUCAAGCCAAGUAUGGCGGGAUUGAGUUCUUCUUGAUCACCACGCUUGGAUUCACCCCAGAUGAUGUUGAGCAGAUGCGCAAGAAUCUGGUAGAGUCGUGA
This is a messenger RNA of Penicillium chermesinum, 837 nucleotides long. RefSeq names its product tyrosine-protein phosphatase. Gene Ontology annotation, molecular function: phosphoprotein phosphatase activity. The coding region runs from base 1 to 837 and encodes 278 amino acids. The record is from RefSeq and is a predicted model, not a curated record. Gene Ontology annotation, biological process: dephosphorylation. Lineage: Eukaryota; Fungi; Ascomycota; Eurotiomycetes; Eurotiales; Aspergillaceae. The transcript is spliced from 2 exons.